CUCCAGCCCCGAGACAGCAGCAGCUGCCCCUCAGCUCCGGCUCCUUCCUGCGCCGCCAGCGCCGCGACCCCCAGAGCUGCAGCCAUGGACAGAUGCAGAGCUCAGUGCUACGAGUACCCGUCGUGCCCCGACGUGCUGAAAGCCCCGCGGGAGGAGGUCGCCUACGUGACCUGCACCUACAGGUGCACCGGCAUCGAGCAGCCCGAUUUCCUGGCCACCGUGGACCUCAACCCGCGCUCCUGCCACUACGGCCAGGUGAUCCACCGGCUGCCCAUGCCCAACCUCAAGGACGAGCUGCACUGCGCGGGCUGGGGCCCCGCCUGCGGCUGCUUCGACGGCGGCGCCGCGGCCAAAAGGACCAAGCUGGUGCUGCCCUGCCUCAUCUCCUCCCGCAUCUACGUGGUGGAUGUGGGCUCCCAGUGCCGGGCGCCGCGGAUCUGCAAGAUGAUCGAGCCCGUGGAUGUGUUCUGGAAGUGCAACAAGGGCUACCUGGCUACCACCCACCCCCUGCCCAACGGAGACGUCCUGGUCGCCAACAUGGGCGACGCCGCUGGCCACGGCAAAGGUGGCUUCGUGGUGCUGGACGGAGAGACCUUCGAGCUGAAGGGCAACUGGGAGAACGAGUGUGAGGCUCCCCCGACCGGCUACGACUUCUGGUACCAGGCCCGGCACAACGUCCUGGUCAGCUCGGCCGGGGUGGUGCCCAGAGUGGCCGGGCGUGGCUUCAACCCCGAUGACCUCAAGAAAGGGGUCUUCGGCCGCCGCCUGAACGUGUGGAACCUGUCGUGCCGCAGCCUCACGCAGUGCUUCGACCUGGGCGAGGAUUCUCUGCCGCUGACCGUGCGCUUCCUGCACAACCCCGAGGCCGCCGAGGGCUACGUGGCCUGUGCCCUGAGCGGGGCCAUUUUCCGCUUCUACAAAUCCUGCGAGAGAGAGAACUGGGCCGUGGAGGAGGUGAUCUGCAUCCCGGCCAAGGACGUGUCGGGCUGGAUCAUGCCCAAGAUGCCGGCCUUCAUCGCCGACCUCGUCAUCAGCCAGGACGACCGGUUCCUGUACGUGUGCAAUUGGCUGCACGGGGACAUCCGGCAGUACGAGCUGUCCCGGAGCUGCAAGCCCCGGCUGGUGGGGCAGGUGUUCGUGGGGGGCAGCAUCCUGCGAGGGGGCCCCGUGACCGUGUGCAGGGACGAGGAGCUCAAGUGCCAGCCCGAGCCGCUGGUGGUCAAGUGCAAGCGCGUGUACGGCGGCCCCGCCACGCUGCAGCUGAGCCUGGACGGGAAGCGGCUCUACGUGACCAACUCCUUCUACAGCACCUGGGACCGGCAGUUCUACCCCAGCCUGAUCAAGGAGGGCUCGGUGAUGCUGCAGCUCGACGUGGACACGGACAAGGGCGGCCUGAGCGUCAACAAGAACUUCCUGGUGGAUUUCGGCAAGGAGCCCAACGGGCCGUGCCUGGCGCACGAGAUGCGCUUCCCCGGCGGCGAUGCCAAAUCCGUGACCCUGCCCUGA
Molecule: messenger RNA, 1506 nt
Organism: Camarhynchus parvulus
Lineage: Eukaryota; Metazoa; Chordata; Aves; Passeriformes; Thraupidae
Product: methanethiol oxidase-like
Exons: 12
Coding region: 85-1506 (473 amino acids)
Molecular function (GO): selenium binding
Source: RefSeq, a predicted model, not a curated record